Messenger RNA from Loa loa (African eye worm), 893 nucleotides. RefSeq lists its product as hypothetical. Gene Ontology annotation, molecular function: heme binding; oxygen binding. The record is from RefSeq and is a predicted model, not a curated record. The annotation marks the transcript as partial. The transcript has 6 exons. Lineage: Eukaryota; Metazoa; Nematoda; Chromadorea; Rhabditida; Onchocercidae.
GCACUACAAGAAGUAUGAAUACCAAUCAUAGAAACUCCAAAGAAAGAUGUCGUUCAUUAAAAAGAUCAAAUGUUCCAUCAAAAUUGACAAUAAAUCAGCAGCAAGCUCUAUUCACAUCUUGGAAAUCAUUACGACCUGUCAUUCAAACGCUUAUGCGGAAAAUAUUAAAUAAUUUGGAAGAGGAAGUGCCUAAAGUUAAACAGAUUUUUUGUCAAACAGCAGUGCUGGACGCUUUUAGUCGUGAAAGUACAUCUGAAAGUGUGGGUACUUUAGAAGAACAUGUAAAGUUGAUGGUAGGAUUUUUUGAUGACUUAGUGAGUAAUGUGCAAGAUGAAGAGAAUAUGUCAAAUAAAAUUAAAAAUAUUGGUCAACGUCAUGCUAUCCUCACUCACUGCUCAUUCAGUGCUGAUAUUUGGGAAAAACUUGGUGAAAUUACAAUGCAAUCUUUUAGUCGACAAGAUGUUGUACAGAAGACAAGAGAAGCUGGAAAAGCUUGGCGUAUAUUAAUCGCAUGGGUUACUGAUGAAUUACGAUGCGGCUUUGAUGGUCGAACAAGAUCUAACACCAGGAACUUGUCUUUGACAACUGUGCAACAGGUUCCCCAUGAACGAUCAGGACAACAUCGGCAUAGCUCAGAUGUUAGCAUACUUCAGCAACAGUUGCAGCAGCUUCGACUUGAAUACGAAUCUACCGUACCAUUGUAGCAGAUUGUCACGGUUCUUCAACUUAUGUUUAUUUUAAGAUUUUUUUUUUUAAGACUGGCAAUGCAUAUAUAGCAGGAUUUUGCGCGGCAUGCCAUAUCUUUAAUUUUUAGUCUGGGGAUUUCGUUUAUCUUGAUUUCUCACCAACCGAGACGGUCGAUCAUACCAAAUUUGCUCAAAGAUCCGAUCCCC